AUGCACACGCCCCGCAUGCGUGCGAGCGCCGCGCACCGUCUCGCCCGGGGAUACUCGACUGCGAUUCCCCCGCCCGGCAAGACGCCUGUGCCGCAGCCGCGCCGCCGCGGCUUCUUUGGCCGCGCGGUCUUCUACACGGUCUUUGGCACUGCGCUCUUCUACGGCGCCUCGGUGCCGGUCGCGCAGCGCAACGCCGAGUACAAGCGCCUGUUUGAGGAGCGCGUGUACUUCGGCAAGGAGGUGCUCGACUUCUUCGAGAAGCACCACGACCUCGACGACAUCCGCAAGGAAUUCGACUCGCUCCACCUCGACGACACGGUCGCCCGUGCCGCGAGCCAGGUGCGCACCGGCUUCACGCACCUCUCCGACAAGAUUAUGCAGAACGAGCGCGUGCAGCACACGCGCGAAGAGGUCGAGAAGCACGCCGCCGACCUCCAGGCCAAGAUCCAGCACCAGAUCGACGAGCUGAAGGCCAAGGCCGGCGACGAGGGGCACGUCCUCGAAAAGCAGGUGCAGGACCUGCGCGCGAACUCCUCGCAGUGGCUCGAGCAGGCCGCUGAGCUCGCGGAAAAGAGCGUGCAGCAGGUACGCUCGCGCGCCACGGACCUUGUCCAGGACGUCAAGGAGCGCCUCCCGGAGGACGUGCGCAACGUCAUUCCCCUCGCCGAGAAGAAGGUGGGUGAGCCGCUGUACGAGGACCUCCCGGUGGGCUUCGAGGCGCCCGAGGGCUACGCGGCCCCGCGCCGCGACCGCAAGCUCGAGGCGACCAAGGACGCCAAGGCGCGCCUGCGCUCGGACCCGCAGGCGCCCAAGCUGCCGCAGCUCGCCCCGUCGCUCAACAAGCUCGUCGGCUCGGAGCCGAUCGUGUCGCAGCUCGCGGGCACCAUUGACGAGCUCGCGGCGUUUGUGCGCGACACGCCGGCCGGCCAGGUGGCUUCGGGCGUGCUCGAGUCGGCGCAGGCCGACCUGCAGCAGCUCGUCAAGCGCCUCGACCAGAUCAAGGAGACCGACGCCAAGAAGCUCGAGAAGCAGCUCGCCAAGCAGGCGAAGGAGUACGAGGCCGAGAUCACCAAGGCCGCCAAGCAGGCGACCGGCGACCUCGACAAGCGCGACAAGGACUGGCAGAAGAAGCUCGACAAGAUCCAGUCCGAGCAGACGGCGCUCUUCAAGGGCCGCCUCGCCAAGGAGCUCGAGACGCAGUCGGCGAUCAUCAACGAGCGCCUCCGCGAGGAGGUCAUGGCCCAGGGUGUCGAGCUCCAGCGCAAGUGGUCGCGUGAGAUCAAGGCCAAGGUCGAGCAGGAGCGCGCCGGCCGCCUGGCGCGCCUCGACGAGCUCGCCACCGAGCUGCACCGCCUCGAGGCCGUGUCGCUCGACAACGCCAAGACGCUCGAUGACAACAUCGGCCUGCACACGCUCUCGGCUGCGCUGCGCAAGCUGCGCACCGCCAUCGACGGCGCGGAGGAGACGGGCGAGGAGGCGCACGCGUACGUGCGCCGUACCUUUAGCAAGGAGCUCGACACGCUCCGCCGCACGCCCAAGGCGCAGGACAAUGAGCUGAUCCAGGCAGCGCUCGCGGCCGUCGACCAGACGGGCGCGCCGCAGGACGGCGUCGAGAGCGUGCCGACGCUCCACGAGUGGUUCGCGGCACGCCUCGCACCGCGCCUGCGCUCCGUCGCGCUGCUCCCGGAGCAGGGCGCGGGCGUGCUCUCGUACCUCACCUCGAUGGCCCUCUCGCCGCUGCUCUUUUCGCGCAAGGGGCUCAUCGAGGGCCAGGACGUGGCCAGCACCGUGGCGCGCGCCGAGUGGUACCUCGAGCACAAGGACCUCGACCGCGCCACGCGCGAGCUCAACCAGCUCCACGGCUGGGCGAAAAUCCUGGCCGGCGACUGGCUCGAGGCGGCGCGCAAGCGCCUCGAGGUCGACCAGGCGAUCGGCUUGGUCGAGAAGGAGUCCGAGUUUAACUCGAUGCUCAAGACAUAG
This is a messenger RNA of Malassezia japonica, 1980 nucleotides long. It is a transcript of the gene MIC60, whose product is annotated as MICOS complex subunit mic60. The record is from RefSeq and is a predicted model, not a curated record. The transcript has a single exon. Lineage: Eukaryota; Fungi; Basidiomycota; Malasseziomycetes; Malasseziales; Malasseziaceae. Gene Ontology annotation, cellular component: MICOS complex. Gene Ontology annotation, biological process: cristae formation. Bases 1 to 1980 code for a protein of 659 amino acids.